GGGCAAGACCUACCUUCUCUGCUUCCUGCUGUUGUGAGACUGUCAUCUUGUAGCAACACAGACUUAGGCCUGGCAUUCAAUAUGCCACUCGGUAGACUUCCUGGCUGGCUGUUUGCUGUGGCCUGUGGGCUCCUGCUUCUCCUCCUCCACGUGCAUGGCAAGGACUCAGCCAGCCCCAUCAGAAACACACACACAGGGCAGGUGAGAGGAAGCCUCGUCCGUGUGAAAGACAGCGAUGUCGGUGUCCACACCUUCCUAGGGAUCCCCUUUGCCAAGCCACCUGUAGGGCAACUGCGCUUUGCUCCCCCUGAGCCCCCAGAGCCAUGGAGUGGUGUGAGAGAUGGGACCUCCUAUCCAGCCAUUUCAGAAGCCCCUUCCAGGGAAUGGAGCUUCAUACAACAAGCAGGUAUUUCUGUCUCCAUGAUUAUCAAGAUAAUGGGCCACAGGUGUCCACAGACUGACAUAAAGAAUUCAGACUAUGCAAAGGAGAUGAAUCUGAUCAUGCCUUCCAUCUCUAUGUCUGAGGACUGCUUGUAUCUUAACAUCUACACGCCAGCUCAUGCCCGUGAAGGAUCUAACUUACCUGUAAUGGUGUGGAUUCAUGGUGGUGCGCUGGUUGUAGGAAUGGCUUCCAUGAAUGAUGGAUCCAAACUGACAGCUACUGAGGAAAUAGUAAUUGUUGCUAUCCAAUAUCGCUUGGGUGUCCUUGGCUUCUUCAGCACUGGAGACCAGCACGCCACAGGCAACUGGGGCUACCUGGACCAAGUGGCUGCCCUACGCUGGGUCCAGCAGAAUAUCGCCCACUUCGGAGGCAACCCUGGCCAGGUCACUAUUUUUGGCGCUUCAGCAGGUGGCACAAGUGUGUCUUCACUUGUUGUGUCCCCAUUGUCCAAAGGACUCUUCCACAGAGCCAUCAUGCAGAGUGGAGUAGCCCUGCUGCCUGACCUUAUCUCUGACACAUCUGAGGUGGUCUACACAACAGUAACCAACCUUUCAGGAUGUGAGGCCAAGGACUCAGAGGCUCUGGUUCACUGCCUACGAAGCAAGACUGUAGAAGAGAUUUUGACUAUCAACCAGGUCUUCACUAUGAUCCCUGCCGUGGUGGAUGGGACAUUCCUACCAAGGCACCCUCGGGAGCUGUUGGCCUCUGGGGAUUUUCACCCUGUCCCCAGCAUCGUUGGUGUUGACAGUGAUGAGUAUGGCUGGGGAAUCCCCUUGUUCAUGGGCCUUGAUCAUGUCAUAAAGAACAUAACCAGAGAGACCCUGCCAGCUGUUCUGAAGAGCAGAGCAGCACACAUGAUGCUGCCUCCUGAAUUUAGUGACCUUCUGAUGAAAGAAUACAUGGGGGAUGUUGAGGACCCCCAGACCCUGCAAGCACAGUUCAGAGAAUUGAUGGAGGACUUUAUGUUUGUGAUCCCUGCACUCCAAGUAGCAAAUUUUCAGCGUUCCCAUGCUCCUGUCUACUUCUAUGAAUUCAAUCAUCAGCCAAGCUACAUCAAGCAUGUCAGACCAUCCCACGUGAGGGCUGACCAUGGUGAUCACCUUCCUUUUGUCUUUGGCUCGCACCUUUGGGGCAUGAAUGUUGAACUCACUGGGGAGGAGAAGCUGCUGAACAGGAGGAUGAUGAAGUACUGGGCCAACUUUGCAAGACAUGGGAACCCCAACAGUGAGGGUCUACCCUACUGGCCUGAGUUGAUCCAUGAUGAGCAGUACCUGAAGCUGGACAUCUAUCCUGCUGUGGGCCGAGCCCUGAAGGCCAGAAAGCUACAGUUCUGGACGAAGACUCUGCCUCAGAAGAUCCAGGAGCUAAAGGGGGCUCAGGUCAACCAUGUAGAGCUUUAACGCCAGUUACAGAGACGAUGGGUGGGGUUGAGGGAAGAUGUCAACAUCCUGAGAUGUAAAUGUGCAUUUAUUUUUCUUUAUUUGUUCCAACACUCACACAAGCAUUUUUAACCUCAGUAUUUGCUCUUUCACUGUGUAUGACAAACCCUCUUGUGGUACUCAUCCUUCUGAACACAUUUUAUUAGACUCAAUAAAUGGUCCCACAACCAUA
Messenger RNA from Arvicola amphibius (Eurasian water vole), 2053 nucleotides. Its product is annotated as liver carboxylesterase-like. The record is from RefSeq and is a predicted model, not a curated record. The transcript has 13 exons. Lineage: Eukaryota; Metazoa; Chordata; Mammalia; Rodentia; Cricetidae. Gene Ontology annotation, molecular function: carboxylic ester hydrolase activity. Bases 82 to 1842 code for a protein of 586 amino acids. Gene Ontology annotation, cellular component: intracellular membrane-bounded organelle.